AAGCUGCAGGGAAGGAAGGAGUCUUGGUUCGAUUCACUAAAUUCUAUUGACUUUUUUGGCAUGAUCAACACUACGCUUUGACCUUCUCAUCUCAUUUCUUCUAUCCAUCCUUGGUCAACGGUCAAACGGUACAGCAAGAAUGUAGAGCUCAUCAAAGCCGUCGCCCAGCCCAAUCAUCAGAGCGUCUGUUCUUAUCGCAAUCCCGAAUCAUCCACUCUUUAUCUUUCCUUCUGCUGCGACUGCUCCUCGAUCGGCUGCCUCUCUCUCCUCUCUCUGCUGUAAAUAUCUCCGUCUCUCUCUCUCUCUCUCUCGCUGCUGUAUAUAUCUCCGUCUAUCUGUAGUCUUUCUUUGUCGUCGACGUCGCUGUCACCACCAACGUAUAUCACCGGAUCCUUUGUCGGGGGGACGGAAGGAAGAGGAAAGGUCAAGAAACGAUAAGGUGGAUCGAAGGCCUGGGAAGAGGCCCCUUCCUCCUGAUGAGCUGGAGAAGAAGGAAGGAGACCAGCAGCAGGCGGUCUCACGCUUCGCCUCGUCACGCGCCGACCACGACGCAUCGGCCAUGGUGUCCGCUCUCGCGCACGUCAUCAGCUCGAGCUCAUCGGUUGUCGACACCCGAGGAGGGGAGCCAGCGUCGACCCAACAGGGCAUAAAACUGGAGGAGGCUGUAGGUCGCGGCGACACGGAAGCCGCACAGGUCUCGGAAGAGCAAGGGAAUGUGAGGAGAAGACACUACAGGGGAGUGAGGCAAAGGCCGUGGGGCAAAUGGGCAGCGGAGAUAAGGGACCCCAGGAAGGCGGCUCGUGUGUGGCUCGGGACCUUCGACACGGCCGAGGACGCGGCCGUCGCCUACGACGAGGCAGCGUUGCGGUUCAAAGGCACCAAAGCCAAGCUCAACUUUCCCGAGAGAGUCCAAGGCCGGACCGACCUCGGCUUCCUCGUCAGCCCAGGGGUCCCCGAGAGGCAGCCACCCCGAGUACCGCUACAGCUGCCUGCGACCUCGUACCCCGACCUGCUGCAGUACGCUCAACUCCUCCAGAGUAGGGAUGAAGACUUGCAGAAUGUAGCUUCGGGGCUGUACGUCGGCGGCACCUUCACGCCGGUGUCCUCUCAGACGCCAACAACUUCUGCUUUAGGGUCUUCACAGCACUUCUUGGACUUCUCAUCUCAGUCUCAGUAUACGAACUUUUCUUCGUCUUCUUCUUCUUCGUCUUCUAGCUCAUGGGUUCAUGGAGAACAGAAGGACAAAGACGGCAGUCGACCUCCAUGAAGAUCAACAAUCGUGUUGAGGAACGAAAGUAAGAUAAAGUGAAAUGGUAUUUAUUUGGUAAAUGUACCUGUUUGUUUUGUAUCCACAAACUUUUGUUUGUGAGAAUCCAUCUUCCUUCUAUUUUGCUUUCA
Molecule: messenger RNA, 1398 nt
Organism: Musa acuminata AAA Group (dessert banana)
Lineage: Eukaryota; Viridiplantae; Streptophyta; Magnoliopsida; Zingiberales; Musaceae
Product: ethylene-responsive transcription factor ERF113-like
Exons: 2
Coding region: 560-1267 (235 amino acids)
Biological process (GO): ethylene-activated signaling pathway; regulation of DNA-templated transcription
Molecular function (GO): DNA-binding transcription factor activity; DNA binding
Source: RefSeq, a predicted model, not a curated record